This is a messenger RNA of Setaria italica (foxtail millet), 2860 nucleotides long. RefSeq lists its product as uncharacterized. Bases 155 to 2578 code for a protein of 807 amino acids. The transcript is spliced from 4 exons. The record is from RefSeq and is a predicted model, not a curated record. Lineage: Eukaryota; Viridiplantae; Streptophyta; Magnoliopsida; Poales; Poaceae.
UGCAUCUUGUUCCUUGAGUGUAGUCACAACUCUUAAACAAGUGUCCUGCAAGAUGUGUGCUUGCCUAUUUAAGCGUCUCUCGUCUUGUUGAAAGCAAGAGUACCAUUACAUUGGGCACCAGCAGGGAGGGGAAGACGUCCAUUUUCCUCAGUUCAUGCCAGAAGAGAUGAGUAACCAGACGCUUCAUGAGUACUGCUCCGCGUUGAGGACAGAGCUUGAUCUUAUUAGUGAUGCAAAUGCCACAUUGAUGUUAUUGUCCAACCGCACUAAGGACUUGUGGAAGAGCCCUAGGGGAACGGUGAUCCGAAUUGAGGUGCUCGUAGUAGUGGUUGUCUUCAUGCAGUUAUUCCUUGUCGCCUACGGGUCCCGUCGACGUCGGAGCAGAAACUUCUUCAUCCAGAAAGGUGUCUUGGCUGCAUACACCUUGUCCCCCUCCCUGGUGUCAUACACACUAGGUUCAAUGCAGUCUUCGGCCAUAAAGAGCGGCAUGUACUCAAUGUGGGCAAUAUCCCUGUACAUCCUCUUUGGUUGUGCUGACUCUAUCACAGCUUAUAGUCUCACCGACAACAGCCAGCUCAUGAGACAGCUCUUCCAAUCUCUUCUCGGCUACCUAUACGUGUUCAUGAUUAUGGGAACUACACUCAACAUGGGUCAGGUCGAAUGCCAAGCAAAUUUUUCUGGUAUCCAUGGCCGUGGCUGCCAUUUAAUUUUCAGAACGCUCCCGCUUAUUUAUCUGGUGCUCGUCGCUGCCACGUAUUUCAUGCAAAGAUUAGCUGCAUGUCGAAUGGCAAGCCAAUCAUGGUUCUUGAAUAAAAUGGUUGCUGACUACAUGUAUCAGGAGCACACCAUGAGAGGAGAAGAUUACGAUCCAGCCACCAUGACAGGUUACCAUUACCUCGUGGAGUGCAACCCGGGUUCUACGUAUAUUGGUGAUGGAAAGUAUGUAACCCGGGUCCCUUCUGAUUCAAUUGACCUAGACAAGGUGUGGCGAAACGAGGAUCUAAGCCCUGAUCUUAAGGAUGCAUGUCUUUCCUUCUCCCUUUUCCAUCUGUUACGAAGACGUUUCUUUGGGUUUGAGUGCGGUGAAUCAUCGCAGCCCAAGACACGUGAUCUUGUCUUCAAGGGGCUGCUCGCCAAGAAGAAGGAGGAGAAGGAGAAUGACGAUGGAGGGGCCAGCGCCGCAAUCGACUAUGACUGGAUUUUCAAGGUGAUUGAUAUUGAGCUGGCUUUUAUGUAUGACUUCUUCUUCACCAAGUAUGCUGCCAUUUAUUAUGGAAAUUUACGUACGCAAUAUGUGCUGCCACUGGUCUCAGCGACCUUAACGGUCGUAACAGCCUUCCUGACGGCUGGAGGCCUGCUGCGGCCUCCUUCUAAAGGGAUGGAGGGGUCUGUCAUCGUGGACACCACAGCAGCUGAUGUUUAUCUCACCGUAGCUAUACUUGUGUGCAUCUCUUUCCUUCAAGUGGUGCAGGUGAUGUACUACUGGACGACCAUUUGGGGAAGGGUAUCUUUUGCUUGCCAGCGCAUCAGAAGGAAAGGCUGUUGCAUGCGGCUUAAAGAGAUUCUUGUUACCAUUGGUCUGUGGGUGUCACCCUGCCGCUGGUCAGUACACGAGCAAAAGCUCGAGCAGUAUUCGUUGCUUGAAUCAGUGAGCAACUUCUCUAGUCAAUCCAAGCUUACCAAGUUCAUGGUCAAGCCCUGGAAUGUAUUUCUAAAGGGGCUAUUCUCCAAUCCAUUCGAGCUUAAUCCAUUUACGGAGCGUAUGGUGCGUCGUCCAGCUGUACCACGUCACGUAUGGAGUGUCGUCUGGAAGCCUGGUGAACCUGCAGAGUUGCUUGCAGAAGUAAAGAAGGCACUUGUCCUGUCCCUUGAACGCACCCAUCGCCAUGGUAAUAAGCUGACAAACGGGGCGUUAUCACUGUCGUCCAGCGGGGCAUAUGAGCUAUUGUGGGCUUGCAGCCUCGAGCUUCGCCAAGGCCUCGAGCUCGGCUCGGUGUCCUUGCAGCAGAAGGAGAACCAGGUGUGUGUUAUUCUGACCUGGCACAUCGCAACAUGCUACUGCGACAAGGAAUUAUCAGCAUCAGGUACCAAUGAACAUUAUGAGGUCGCCACAAGACUGUCCAAAUAUUGUGCAUACUUGGUGGCUUUUGCACCAAAGCUUCUCCCGGGUCACCACUACGAUACAUGGCUCGCUUUUACGGUGGUUGCACAAGAAGCAUUGAGGGAUGCUGGGGAUGAGGAGACGAUUUACCGCAAGGGCCUAAAGCUGGGGAAGCAGCUCAAGAAUGUGCACGCUGACCGUUGUUGGGAGGUGCUGGCGGGAUUUUGGGCAGAGAUGCUGCUCUACCUCGCGCCAUCAGACAAUGUGAAGGAGCAUGUCGAGUGCCUGGCAAAAGGAGGGGAGUUCAUAACACACCUGUGGGCGUUGCUCACCCACGCUGGCAUCCUGGACAGGGGUCAAAGCGACGUCGCCGACAUAGAAAAUAAUGGAGGGAAUCAACCAGCAUCGCGUCCAACCAAUAGGGAUGGUCCUUCAACAGGAAAGUCCAGUGCGGAUUGUGGAAGGAGCUCCCAAUGAGAUCAUAGUGAUUUGAUCAUAAUAAUUCUAGGAAAUGCAAGGAAACUUUCAGCAAGCCCUGAUCACUUAUGUUGAUAUUGCCCUGCCACUUCUUCACUUUUUCACUUUUUUAAUUGUUCAAGAUAUAUAAUUGUUAUCCUGGUGUGCUUUAGUGACUUGUUAUCCUGCCACUUCUUCACUGAUUGGAAGGAUGCCGGUGUUGUUCAUCUCUACCAUUGAGGCCUUUGGCCAUCUAUUUCUCACAGUGCUUGCCGCUAGCUGUACUAUAUAUCAUUAUUGGUU